CCCGGCAUCUGUAGGUAGUUCAUCUUUCCGAAGUAAAAACUGAUUCGAAGUGGAGCCGACCGGCAGAUGUAAAACGAAGCCCGCCUCCAUACAGUUCCAUCGACCAAUCGAACUACUAUGCUAACUUUCUCCAAGUCCUGCAUCUCUUUGUCUCUCGGAUUACGUCUGACACCCGCCAUAUCAUCGUCUGCCUCUUUCUCCACCAGAUGCAGAGCAAAAUCAGUCAACAGCUUUGCUCUACCGCAGCAACGCCCUCCGCUCCCCAAGAAGGUCCCUUUCACCGUCUCUGCUCACGGAAUGACGUGGCAAGACCCGUUCUAUUGGAUGCGCAACACCACCGAUCCUGAUUUCGUGGAAUAUCUCAAACAGGAAAACUCAUAUGCGCAAGCAUUCAUGGCCGAUACCAAAAACAUUCAGCGAACUCUGGUUUCUGAGAUGAAAAGCCGCAUGCCCGAAAAGUUUUCUACUCCUCCUGAGCGAUGGGGCCCUUGGUUGUACUUCCAAUACAUACCUGAAGGGAAGGAGUACCCGGUUCUGUCUAGGAGGCUAGAAACACACAACAGUUGGCUGAACACUUUUUUCGAUGGUUCAAGAAAGGGAAAGGAGCAGAUUUUGCUUGACUGGAACCAAAUUGCAGAACAAUAUGGUUAUGUACAUGUGGGUACAUGUCGAAUUUCUCCUGAUCAUAACUUUCUAGCAUAUACCCUUGACAUUACUGGAAGUGAACAGUUUAUGCUUCAAAUUAAGGAUCUCAGGAAUGGAUAUGUAACUCCACGGUCACGGGUUGAUGGAGUUGUUAGCUUGGCAUGGGCUCAAGAUAGCAAUACUCUGUUCUACACUAUAUCAGACAAGAACCAACGACCUUACAGGGUUUGUUGUGCAAGAGUAGGAUCAAAAAAUAUGGAUGGUCUUUCCGUAUUUACAGAGACUGAUAACAACUUUUGUGUGGACAUAACAAGCACAAAAGAUGGCAAGUUUAUAACUAUCAAUUCAAACUCAAGGACUUCAUCCGAGGUUUAUGUGAUUGAUGCAACCAAUCCACAAGCUGGUUUGCAAAGAGUACGUGAGCGUGUUUCUGGCAUGCAGUAUUUUUUGGAACAUCACCAUGACUUUUUCUAUAUUUUGACAAAUGCUCCUUCAAGUGAAAACAUAGAGUGUUCCGGCCACGAAUAUUACUUGGCUAGAUGCAGAGUUGAAGACAUUCAGUCUUCUAAUUGGCAGAUUAUCAUCUGUCCAACUGGAGAUAUCAGCUUACAAGAUAUGGACAUGUCUGAUGAGCAUCUGGUGCUUUUUCUUGAUAAGAAGGGCUUUCCUAUGCUAUGCUCUAUUGAUUUGCCUGUCAAUGUCGAUAGUAAGUCUCAUUUGAAGAUUGAGAAUCUUAAUCCAUGGUUUUUUCCUCUGCCCUCAAGUUUAUGUAGCAUUGCUCCAGGUUCAAACCAUGACUUCAGGAGUUCAGUAUAUCGAGUGGUGCUGUCAUCACCUGUGAUCUCUGAUGUGAUUGUCGACUAUGACAUGUCACGAAAAAUGUUCUCUAUCGUGCAACAAGAUGAUGUAAGAGGUGUUUCAAGUGAGCCUACAUUAUCAUCUUCCACUGAUGCAGUAGAUACAUUCUAUGGGCACCAUGCACAAAAUGAUAAGGCAAAAGAAGGUCCUAACAUUGAAUUACAGGGCUGGAAGGACUUUUCUGAUGCUUACUGCUGUGAAAGGAAAGAAGUAAUCUCAUACGAUGGUGUGAGGGUUCCUCUAACUAUUGUCUAUUCCAAAAAAACCUGGCGGAAGAGUCUGUCACCAGGGCUUUUGCAAGGCUAUGGAGCAUAUGGGGAAGUCCUAGAUAAAAGCUGGUGUGCAGACCGCCUGACUUUACUUGAUCGUGGUUGGGUGGUGGCAUUUGCUGACGUGAGGGGUGGAGGUGGAGGUGAUUAUCUGUGGCAUAAAUCUGGUAGUGGGUUGUUCAAACAAAAUUCUAUCUAUGACUUUGUAUCAUGUGGCAAGUACUUAAUGAAUGAGGGCUAUAUUCACAAAGAUCGUCUCAGUGCAAUUGGAUUCAGUGCUGGGUGUGUUCUUGUGGGUGCAGCUAUGAAUAUGUACCCAGAUCUGUUUCGUGCUGCCAUUUUGAAGGUGCCAUUUCUUGAUAUGUUGAACACCUUGUUGGAUCCUAGCUUGCCUCUGACAAUAUUGGACUACGAAGAAUUUGGAAAUCCCGAAAUAUUGUCUGAAUUUCAGUGCAUUCGAAGUUAUUCUCCUUAUGAAAACAUUCCUCGUGAUAUUUGCCAUCCGUCUGUGCUGGUUACAGCGUCCUUCCAUGAUUCAAGGGUUGGAGUGUGGGAAGCUGCAAAAUGGGUUGCAAAAGUACGAGAUAGUACAUGUUCUUCUUGCUCUGGUUCAGUCAUUUUGAAGACAAAUAUGAGCGGUGGACAUUUUGGUGAAGGUGGCCGCUUUGCUCAGUCUGAGGAAACGGCUUAUGAUUAUGCCUUUCUGAUGAAAGUUUUGGGUAUGAGCAAUUAAUUUGUGUUUUAUUAUUAGGAGAGCAUGCCAUACAUUUUUAUUUAAAAAAUAAUUAUAUCAAUUAUAUAUUUAUUAUUAAUAAUUAUUUAUCAGUACCUUGCUUUCAGUCUUAAA
This is a messenger RNA of Carica papaya (papaya), 2619 nucleotides long. NCBI's taxonomy places the organism in Eukaryota, Viridiplantae, Streptophyta, Magnoliopsida, Brassicales, Caricaceae. The record is from RefSeq and is a predicted model, not a curated record.